Molecule: messenger RNA, 1046 nt
Organism: Durusdinium trenchii
Lineage: Eukaryota; Dinophyceae; Suessiales; Symbiodiniaceae
Source: the annotation of a GenBank genome assembly
GCUGCAUGCUAGAUCGAGAGAAGCAGACCAUCUCCUUCUCCAAGAACGGCAGGGACCUGGGCGUGGCCUACAAGUUGUCACCAGACAUGCAGGGCAUUGGCUUGAAGCCGCACAUUUGUGGCAAGGGCUUCAUGGCUGCAGCCAAGUUCGAUGGCCCGAUGGAGUACCCGGUGGAGGGCUACGUUCCUGUAGGUGAGAUCGACCCAACACAUACGCCACAGGGCACAUCUCAAGCCAAGGGUAAGCGGCCACCCUUGUGCAUGAUCCUAGAGCCAACCAGGGAUUUGGCCGAACAGACCUACAAAUGCAUGACCACCUUCAACAAGUAUUUGGACAACCCCACCGUUCGCAUCACACUCUUUGUAGGAGGAAUUGAUGAGAAGGAGCAAUUCCGAGCAUUGGAAGAAGGUGUGGACAUUGUGGUUGGAACCUUGCAGAAGUUGAUGGACUAUGUCCGACGUGGAAAGUUGGACGUAACUCAUCUGAAGUUCCUGGUCCUUGAUGAAGCAGAUGACUUGCAAAAGAAGGAUGACCGCAAGGAAAUCCCUCGGCUGAAUGCACAGAUCAAGCGAGGCCGAAGGGAUCGAGUCCAGACCCUGUUCUUCAGCGCCACCCUCCACACUCCUGAGGUAAAGCAGAUGAUAGAGGAUAUCACUGACAGACCUAUUUGGGUGGACCUGAAGGGCAAGGAUUCUGUGCCUGAGACAGUGCACCACGUUGCAUUGUACAUUGAUCCGUAUCAAGACCUCCAAUGGUCCGAUCAAGAAAUCGCCGUGCGGGCCAAAAUGCCGAAGGAACAGCCUGAGCUGGAUGGAGUGCACAGCAAGCAGUCCAUGUCUGCCAUAGACAGUAGACAUCCAGAAGCCUUGAAGCUAUCCGAAAAGAUCAAGAUCAUGAAGCCUAAGAUGGCAUGGAAACCCAGAGAUGUCAAGUGUCUGCUCCUUUGUUUUGCCACAGCAGGAAGACAAAGGCAGGUGCAAGAUAGUGCAAGAAGAUGUAUUUAUUAUCUAAAUAUGAUUGAAGCGAACCGAAGGAAAGCAAUUUGA